Lampris incognitus (smalleye Pacific opah) is the source of this 1397-nucleotide messenger RNA. RefSeq names its product potassium voltage-gated channel subfamily A regulatory beta subunit 2a (gene kcnab2a). The transcript is spliced from 14 exons. Lineage: Eukaryota; Metazoa; Chordata; Actinopteri; Lampriformes; Lampridae. The coding region runs from base 1 to 1350 and encodes 449 amino acids. The record is from RefSeq and is a predicted model, not a curated record. Gene Ontology annotation, biological process: transmembrane transport; regulation of potassium ion transmembrane transport; potassium ion transport. Gene Ontology annotation, molecular function: potassium channel regulator activity; voltage-gated potassium channel activity; transmembrane transporter binding. Gene Ontology annotation, cellular component: voltage-gated potassium channel complex; juxtaparanode region of axon; extrinsic component of cytoplasmic side of plasma membrane.
AUGUUUGCGGGCGGGUACGCGGGUGGUCCCCGGGGAGUCCCUGGCCGGCACCAGUCCAGUUACUGUCCUCCCGACAACCUGCAGAUCCCCAAGCCGGCCGUGCCGGGCAGCGUCCUGCGAAAGAGCAGCAGCACCAGCGGCGGGAAGAUGCUGUCCAUGCCAUACAGCGAGAGCAUCCGCAGUGGCAUCAGCCGCUACCACUCGGACCAGGGCCUGAACCAGCCACGCGCCACUGACCAUGCCGAGCUGCAGAGGCUGCGCGAGCAGAGGGUCGCCGCUCAGGUCAAGAACAUGGAGGACUUCCUGAAGAUGAACGGCUUGGUCCUGGAGGAGUGCGUCUCCUACCAGACAGGAAUGAAGUACAGGAACCUUGGAAAGUCGGGCCUGCGGGUCUCCUGCCUUGGAUUAGGGACAUGGGUGACAUUUGGAGGACAGAUCACAGACGAGAUGGCGGAGCAGCUGAUGACUUUGGCCUAUGAGAAUGGCAUCAAUCUGUUUGACACGGCUGAGGUCUACGCCGCCGGGAAGGCGGAAAUGGCACUGGGGAACAUCAUAAAGAAGAAAGGAUGGAGACGCUCCAGUUUGGUGAUAACUACAAAAAUCUUCUGGGGUGGAAAAGCGGAGACGGAGAGAGGUUUAUCCCGCAAACACAUUAUAGAAGGUUUAAAGGCCUCGCUGGAGAGACUGCAGUUAGACUACGUGGACGUGGUUUUCGCCAACAGACCGGACCCCAACACCCCGAUGGAAGAGACAGUGAGGGCAAUGACACACGUGAUAAAUCAAGGCAUGGCCAUGUACUGGGGAACUUCCCGCUGGAGCCCCAUGGAAAUCAUGGAGGCGUACUCUGUGGCUCGCCAGUUUAACCAGAUCCCUCCCAUCUGCGAGCAGGCGGAGUACCACAUGUUCCAGAGGGAGAAGGUGGAGGUGCAGCUCCCGGAGCUCUUCCAUAAGAUCGGGGUGGGAGCGAUGACAUGGUCCCCGCUAGCCUGUGGGAUCAUCUCAGGAAAAUACGACAGCGGGGUACCGCCUUACUCCCGGGCCUCUCUGAAGGGCUACCAGUGGUUGAAGGACAAGAUCUUGAGCGAGGAGGGCCGGCGUCAGCAGGCGAAGUUGAAAGAGCUGCAGGCAAUCGCGGAGCGGCUGGGCUGCACGCUGCCCCAGCUCGCCAUCGCGUGGUGUCUACGGAACGAGGGGGUGAGCUCCGUCCUGUUAGGGGCGUCCAACACGGACCAGUUGAUGGAGAACAUAGGAGCGAUACAGGUUCUUCCGAAGUUGUCGUCCUCCAUCACACAUGAGGUGGACAGUAUCCUGGGGAACAAGCCAUACAGUAAAAAGGACUACCGCUCCUAACGCGUGGCCCGGCUCCGCCCCCACCCCCCACCCCCGGGCGCCACCCA